GGCGACUUUAUGUGUACAACUCAUACCGAGGCAGUGCAGGCCACAAUGCAAUUGUUAAAAGGGAAAUACAAAAGCUUGCUGCCCUCCUGCCACAUUAUCUACACAUCAGUGGAUUCUACACCCAAAAAAUUGGCAUCAAUUGGAUGAAUCACCCAGCAUAUAUGGACAUGUCACAGAAUGAGAACAUUCAAGUGGAGUAUGUAGAAAAUUUGUCGCAACAAGACCCUACCAGCAUGGAUUGCGGUGUGUAUGUUGCAGCAUUCGCUGAAUAUCUAAGCUCUGGUGAAGGUAUUCCAGCACAAAUCGAUGCAAAGAUGCUCCGCACUAGAUACGGUGCACUCCUUUGGGACUACGUUGCACGGAAGAUCGAUGAACAUGCUAUGAGCGACAUUGAGGCGCCACCAAAACCAGUUAGGCCAACAGUAGAUUAUGACAAAGUUGAAACAAUUGAUGUUACUUAGGAGUGAUGUCGUAAUAUUUAAUUUUAAUUUCAGACUAUGGCUAUUUUUAUAGCAAAUAUUUUAGAUGUAUUUAGUUUAAGAAAACAGAU
Molecule: messenger RNA, 550 nt
Organism: Lycium ferocissimum
Lineage: Eukaryota; Viridiplantae; Streptophyta; Magnoliopsida; Solanales; Solanaceae
Exons: 2
Coding region: 144-461 (105 amino acids)
Biological process (GO): proteolysis
Molecular function (GO): cysteine-type peptidase activity
Source: RefSeq, a predicted model, not a curated record